AUGGUGGUUCCAACAAGUUCAAAGGCAAAAUCGACAAGACUCGUGGCAAGAAGUCUUGGUCGAAUCCUCACAAGAAUAAGGUUGAUGAUAGAGCUUUUGAAUCCUCGAAAAGAGGAGAAGGAAAUCCCUAUAAAAAAGAUAAAGAAGAGAAAAAAGGUGUGCAGUGAUAUAAUUGUGAAAAGUGUGGUCACUUGGCCCAACAUUGUUUAUACAUGGAAGGAAAUGGAUAAAAAUGAUAUAGUGGUUAUGGAUGCAGUUGCAAAUGACCAUGUCAAAUCCAAGAUCUGGUUCCUCGACUCAGGUUGCUCGAGUCACAUGACUGGUCGAAAAGCAUGGUUAGUAGAUUUCGACGAGUCCAAGAAGAGCAAGGUCAAACUUGCUGAUAAUAACUUGUUACAAGCUGAAGGUACUGACAACAUAGUUAUUCAAAGGAGUAAUGGAGCGAAAGCCUUGAUCAAAGACAUACUUUAUGUCCCUAGAAUGAAGUGCAAUCUGCUAAGUGUUGGACAACUAGUCGAAAAAGGGGUUCUUAGUAGUUAUGAAAGAUGGACCCUUAGAUAUUUUUGA
Messenger RNA from Lathyrus oleraceus (garden pea), 567 nucleotides. RefSeq lists its product as uncharacterized. The transcript has a single exon. Bases 1 to 567 code for a protein of 188 amino acids. The record is from RefSeq and is a predicted model, not a curated record. Lineage: Eukaryota; Viridiplantae; Streptophyta; Magnoliopsida; Fabales; Fabaceae.